Acanthopagrus latus (yellowfin seabream) is the source of this 3724-nucleotide messenger RNA. RefSeq names its product opsin 7, group member a (gene opn7a). Bases 309 to 1670 code for a protein of 453 amino acids. NCBI's taxonomy places the organism in Eukaryota, Metazoa, Chordata, Actinopteri, Spariformes, Sparidae. Gene Ontology annotation, cellular component: membrane. Gene Ontology annotation, biological process: visual perception; G protein-coupled receptor signaling pathway. Gene Ontology annotation, molecular function: G protein-coupled receptor activity. The record is from RefSeq and is a predicted model, not a curated record. The transcript has 6 exons.
AAGACUUUUGCGCCACUACAACAUCUACUAUCAUCCCACGUGACUGAAUGUGUGGUGCGUUUUGAAUGAAUGAAUUAUAACCUGACGUCAUUAAUUGAUCAGAGCAGCUCAGUUGUGCGGGUCCGGCUCAUCACUGUGAAGCCCGCUGCCUCUCUGUCUACACACGCAGCGGCGUCCAGUGCGAUCCGCUGUCUGACUUCAUGUGUCUGUGAGUGACUGUGGAGAAGCUGAAAAGUGGCAGUGGACACUUACCGGGACCUUAAUUGGAUCAAGCACCGCAUUGGGUAAUUCAGACCUUAAUCGCCAAGAUGGCGCUGUUAGAUGAAGACGUUGCUUUCCACUCCAGCAUACCUGUUCCACUGGAUAUAACGGUGGCUGUGGUCUACUCCGUGUUUGGAGUGUGUUCACUGUUUGGCAACAGCACACUUUUGUACAUUUCCUACAAGAAAAAGCACCUUCUGAAACCCGCCGAGUACUUCAUCAUCAACCUCGCCGUCAGUGACUUGGGCCUGACUCUGUCCCUCUACCCCAUGGCGAUAACGUCGAGCUUCUACCACAGGUGGCUGUUUGGGAAAACGGUCUGCUCCAUAUACGCUUUUUGCGGCAUGUUGUUCGGCCUCUGCAGUCUGACCACUCUAACCCUGCUAAGCAUGGUGUGCUUCGUGAAAGUGUGUUAUCCGCUCUAUGGAAACAGGUUCAGCCCUGUUCACGGCCGUCUGCUCGUUGCCUGUGCUUGGCUUUAUGCCCUGUUGUUUGCCUGCUCCCCACUGGCCCACUGGGGGAAAUACGGACCGGAGCCUUAUGGCACUGCCUGUUGCAUUGACUGGCGCUUGUCCAAUCAGCACACCACAGCACGAUCUUACACCGUGGCACUAUUCAUCUUCUGCUACAUCCUCCCAUGCUGUGUUAUUGUAGCAUCCUACACAGGCAUUCUGGUCACAGUGCAGGCAUCUCGCAAGAAUAUGGAGCAGCACACAUCAAGGCAGACGCACAUGAGCAGCAUCCAGAUAAUUAUUGUUAAGCUAAGUGUUGCCGUCUGCAUCGGUUUCUUUGCGGCAUGGAGUCCAUACGCUGUGGUGUCAAUGUGGGCUGCCUUCGGACACAUUGAGAACAUCCCCCCUCUGGCAUUUGCGAUGCCAGCCAUGUUUGCCAAAUCCUCCACCAUCUACAACCCAAUCAUCUACCUGAUGCUGAGGCCGAACUUCCGCAGGGGGGUGUGCAGGGACCUGGGUACUCUACGCCACACCUGUCUGAAGGGCUGCCUCUGCUCCGACGGGCUGGCUAAGUGCUGCUGCAAGCCAGAGAUCAGGGUCAGACUUCGCACAAUCCACGGACAGACCAACCAAUUCCCUUUAUCCAACUCAUCUCCUCAACCUCCUAUGGUAGCAUUACAGAACCACAGCUGUGAGAAGUGCAAGGAUGCUUUCGAAUGCUUCAGACGCUACCCUCAAAUAUGCGGUGUCAAUAACCCUGCAGCCAAUGGAGACUCGUCUAAUCCAUCUAAGGAUCAAGACACUCUAGUUUCUCAAACACAUAAGCAAAAGACCCAAAGCAUGAGCCACAAAAGGUCUCUGCUGGCCACCAUGUGCGCAAAAAGAACUUCAGAAAUAGACAACUUCCAUAUUAAUUUAGAGAUGGUUCCAGGGCAGGCAAAAGUGGCUUGGCCCUGACAUUUUCUUUCCAUUUCUAUGUUUAUAGAAUAUCUCUGGACAUAUUUAGCAGGUUGUGUUCUGUGAGAUGUAAAACGACAGUACUUAAUCUAUUUUCAGGAAUUCAGGAAUGCACCAUAUGCUCCCUAAGCAUUUGGGCAGCAGCCAUGCAAUUUAUUUAUUUUUGUGCAGCCCACUGUGCUUUAUUUUGGUUAAUGUGACAGAACAGCUUUGAAGUUAAACACUGACAGCUAUAAUUUGAAUGGUAUUUUGUUUGCAACCUAGUUUGCAAGCCAUAAACAAUCUAAUUAAGUUGCUAUUGUAAUAUAUGCACUUAAUGUAUCUCUGAAACGUUAUUUGUGGCUUGGCAUUGAGCAGCGUAUUGCUUUUUGAGUCGAACAAUCCUCUAAAUCAUUGUGCCAGGGCUACGUAACUUAAGACAGACAGGUCUGGGAGUUUUCCAACUAUUCCCUUCCAAAUCAAAGUUGUCAGUGCCAGUGCUUAAGCCCUUGUUCACAUUUAUAAAAGGUCUGUAAGUAUUCAAUCCAAUUGGUGGAGUUUAAGGUGUUGCAGCAACUAAUGUUCUGUUUAAAUCAAAUGUGUCCUAACUUAAACCUUCCUUGAAGCACUGCUGGCAGCAUCAUAUGCCUGAAAAUGUAUACAUUUAUCUAUAACCUUAACACAGUUCUAUUUCAGGAGGCCUCCCCAUUUUACUUUAAGAACACAAGAAAAACAUUAAUUUAACUUAACAAAUUCUCAUAUUCUUAAUUAGGACUGUGUAGAUGUUGUUUGCAGGAAUCAUGUUAUCCUAAAUGUGAAUAAAUCAAACCUGUUUUAAUUUUGUAAAAAAAAAAACAAAAACAGAAAAAAAGUAUUAUAAAAAAAAGAGUAAUGUUUCAGCUGUUAAAACAGCAAUUAAAGUUGGCCCCUCCUUCUCGGCUUCAUGGGCGAGACAGAGAGAAAGAGCAGCGGUGGUUCAAGAGCUAGAGAGGGAGCAAUGAUUAGUGGGAACAAGGUGUGAAUCAACAUGGACACAUCCCUGCACAACCCUCCAGAUUUUGUAUGAUUUCAUCCAAUCUACUGUGUGUGUGUGUGUGUGUGUGUGUGUGUGUGUCCAGAGCUCAGCCCCACCCCCUGUCAAACAGAAACACAGACUGCAGCUCUUCAUGAUGGACCAAGAACUGAAAAAGGAGGAGGGGCAGCUAUGUGACCCUGUGUUUAUUCCGUCCCAACCUCACACUGUUAUUGGCUGGGGGCUACAUGCCUCUGCCCAAAAGUUGACACAAAGAAAACAUCCUGAACACGGCAAAAUAUUAAUCAGAAAGAGCAGGCAGAAGGCAGGGUCUCCUCAGAGAUACACAGUCACAUAGCUCUAGUAGCUUGUAAGUGAUUACUGAGAGAAAAACUUUUUUUUUAUGAGUCUUUAAUUUGUUUUUAUGGGAUCUCCUGCAUAUCAUGCCUUUAAAGCUGGCAUUCUGCACUUUCAACAUAUGUUUUUGUUAUUAUUAUCGUUGUUUUUUACUUAGUAAAACCUGAGUUCAGCCUCAGGGAAUCACACUGGCUGGGAACAAAAUAUGAUAGUCACUGAUGUACAUAUUUUGGUUUCAAUAUUACAAUGGCCUACAGGUAAGUUUACUUGAGAGCUGAGCACCACCUCCUUUCUAAAACUGGUAACAAUUCCUUUACUAUGCCAGCCCAAGUAUUGUUUACACUUGACAAUUGCAGGUAUAUCACUCAUGGUGCUUUUUCAGUCAUCUAACUACACACUGUACAGUAUAGCACACAACACUGUUGCAUAAUGCCAUUAUCAUGGCAUUGCACACUAGGUCUAUCUAAACACGUGAGAACUUUGAGUCCUUCUUUAUGAAGUGUACAGUGAAAAUGUGGUAUUUCUUGUCUUCACUGCCCAAAACAUGGUACAGAUUUAUUAACAGGGGGAAAGAGAAGAAAGCUAGAUAAAAACAAACCCAAAUAAUGCAGCUGUAUAUAAAUGCAUUAGUGGAUCACAUCCAUGCUGUUUGUAUCUGUUGUUGUAACUGUGCCUACUGUGUAAAGUAAACAUGACUUGAAUGGGA